Messenger RNA from Heterocephalus glaber (naked mole-rat), 742 nucleotides. The record is from RefSeq and is a predicted model, not a curated record. Lineage: Eukaryota; Metazoa; Chordata; Mammalia; Rodentia; Bathyergidae.
UUGCCGUGCACCGGAAGCGUAUGCUUUAUCGCGCUCUUUCCUCAACUUCUGACCCUUCCCAGGUACCGUAAAAUCCCGGGCUAUGAGCCAAAAGAGGCAUCGCCUGGUCCCGCAGACCUUGGGUCUGAAGAGGCGGCGGGAGCGAGGUCCUGUGGACGCGGACGCUCUGAGGGGCGAGUCAGGGUCUGCGCGCGCGGCGGUCGCGGAGCUAGUGCGGCUGUUCCCGCGGGGCCUGUUCGAGGACGCGCUGCCGCCCAUCGCGCUGAGGAGCCAGGUGUACAGCCUCGUGCCCGACCGGACGGCGGCCGACCGGCAGCUGGUGAGGAGCGUCGGAGGGGCCCUUCCUCCCCUCGUACCCGCCGAGUCCCGGCAACAGACCCCGCCUCGGCCCGCCGGCCGUUCCGCAAGCGUCGGGCCGGUCCUGGAGAUGAAGAGCGCGGCUUUGGGGCAGCGUCGUGGGGCUUGGGGGCCAGGGAAGCCGACGCCAGCCGUCGACGGGCUGUGGGGAGUGUGAACGAGGCAGUGCGAGGAGGGUCAUUUUGCAGCUGAGAACUGGCGAGGCCCUGAGUUACGGGAGCGUGGUAGGGAGCGAGGCGUGUGGAGCGAGGAAUCGACAACAGACUGGGUGGCUGGCGGGGUGCCCGCAGGCGGAGCGCUCCGAGUCGUGGGGAGCAGGUGAUGUGCUUAAUUUCGUGCAGGUUGAGUUGGACUUGCUUGUGGAGUAUCUAAAGACAGAUGCAGU